UCUCAGUUGCGGGCGCUCGUAACUUUUCGGCAGUUUCCGGGAAGACUCGGGGGCUCCGCGCCUCGCUCCUGUGUUCCGAUCGCCUGGCGCAGCGGGGCUGGGUGUCGGGCUAGUCAUGGCGUCCCCUUCUCGGAGGCUGCAGACCAAACCGGUCAUCACUUGUUUCAAGAGUGUCCUGUUGAUCUACACAUUCAUCUUCUGGAUCACUGGUGUUAUCCUUCUUGCCGUUGGCAUUUGGGGCAAGGUGAGCCUAGAGAAUUAUUUUUCUCUUUUAAAUGAGAAGGCCACCAAUGUCCCCUUUGUGCUCAUUGGCACUGGCACUGUCAUUAUUCUUUUGGGCACCUUUGGCUGUUUUGCUACCUGCCGAGCUUCUGCAUGGAUGCUGAAACUGUACGCAAUGUUUCUGACUCUCAUUUUUUUGGUUGAACUGGUCGCUGCUAUCGUAGGAUUUGUUUUCAGACAUGAGAUUAAGAACAGCUUUAAGAAUAAUUAUGAAAAAGCUUUAAAGCAAUAUAACACUACCGGAGAUUAUAGAAGUGAUGCAGUAGACAAGAUCCAAAGCAUGUUGCAUUGUUGUGGUGUCACCAACUAUAGAGAUUGGAAGGAUACUAAUUAUUACUCAGAAAAAGGAUUUCCCAAAAGCUGCUGUAAACUUGAAGAUUGUUCUCCUCAGAGAGAUGCAGAUAAAGUAAACAAUGAAGGUUGUUUUAUAAUGGUGAUGACCAUUAUAGAGUCAGAAAUGGGAGUUGUUGCCGGAAUUUCUUUUGGAGUCGCUUGCUUCCAGCUGAUUGGAAUCUUUCUAGCCUACUGCCUCUCUCGUGCCAUUACAAAUAACCAGUAUGAGAUAGUGUAACCAACAUAACAUGGGUCUAUUACUCUCCAGCUUUAAGGAUAUUAACAUCCCUAUCCCCAACCUUGUGAAUUAUAAGAUCAUCUGGAUGGAAGACCUACAUUUAUUACAGAUAGAUUGAAAAACUACAUCAAUAGUCUGAUUUGAUCAAGACAGUUGUUUGAUACAUUCGAAGUCCACCUUUUGUCCCAUUCAUGUUACAUCAUUGAAAUCCCCAUAUCACUCUGAAACACUGGAAGCGCUUAAUAAAUUGGAAAUGAAGCAAAA
This is a messenger RNA of Dama dama (fallow deer), 1117 nucleotides long. RefSeq names its product tetraspanin 6 (gene TSPAN6). Lineage: Eukaryota; Metazoa; Chordata; Mammalia; Artiodactyla; Cervidae. The coding region runs from base 116 to 853 and encodes 245 amino acids. The transcript has 8 exons. Gene Ontology annotation, cellular component: membrane. The record is from RefSeq and is a predicted model, not a curated record.